Messenger RNA from Calliphora vicina (urban bluebottle blowfly), 1677 nucleotides. RefSeq lists its product as uncharacterized. NCBI's taxonomy places the organism in Eukaryota, Metazoa, Arthropoda, Insecta, Diptera, Calliphoridae. The record is from RefSeq and is a predicted model, not a curated record. The transcript is spliced from 2 exons. Bases 1 to 1677 code for a protein of 558 amino acids.
AUGGAUAAUCCCGAUUUGAUGGUGGGUCUGCUAAGUACACCCUGUUUGUGUUUUGUUAUGACUAGUGAAUGGCAGGAUCCCAUUAUGGAGCUGGCGGCUAGCAGUUUGACAAGUAUACGUUAUUUUAAAACCAUGUUUCUAUUGUAUCCCUUAAAGGAAGCUGCUAAAGAUGAUGAAUACAACCUGAGUUUUGUAGAUUCUAUAGAGUUUUAUGAAAACCUACGUUUGCUGUAUGAAUGGGUGUGGCAGAAACAGUUCCUGAACACUGUGUUAAUAACCAUCAACAAUAAUAUUUAUUUGUAUGAUCCAUUUCCCUCCGGAAGUUUGGUGAAUAAAACCGGCAAUUGGAGUUUGGAUGACUUCUUUAGAAACGAUAAGUUAAAUUUAAAGGGUUAUGAAAUUAAGACACCCGUGCGCUUUGAUUUGCCAGGAGUAUUUGUGCUGAGACGUUAUCCCAACAAGGGUAGGGUUAGCAAAUUAACUGGUUCGGCGGGUAAAUUGUUUGGAGCCUUUGUCAAUGAUAUAAAUGGCACCUUCAAUGACCAGCUAUUAUACGAACAUGAAUUUGAGCCUUUCAAUAUGACUUCGUUUAUAAAAAUGGUGGAGUCGGAGCAGCUGGAGAUAAGUGUACAUUCAUAUACCUCCAUGAAAAGUGAUGGCGUGGGCACCAGUUAUCCUGUAGGCAUUAAUGAUUGGUGUUUGAUGGUGCCUUUUCGUAACAGUUCGCCCGAGUAUAUGUUUCUACAAAUGAGUUUUCAGCAAACUAGCUGGUUUUUGCUUUGUUUUUCGGCUAUCUAUAUAACGUUGGGCCUGUGGCUGUGUACUCCCAGACGAGAAAGAGAUGUCAGUUUAGCAUUUUUGCAGUCCAUAUGCUCUUUGUUGCUGUUAACGCCGGUGAAAUUUAUAACGCUGCCCUUUCUUCGUUUACGUUUCUUAUUUGUUCUAUUGUUUGUGGUGGGCUUUUGCAUUAGCAAUAUGUAUUUAACCAAAAUGGCCAGUUAUUUGACAGCCUCCAGCAGCCAGGAUCAAAUUAACAAUAUGCGAGAUCUCAUAGCUGCAAAAUUGAAUAUAAUGAUAUUGGACUAUGAGUACAAUUACAUAGUGGAAAUGAAACUGAACUUUACUCCUGGAUUUAUGGAGUUACUCAUGCCUGUUUCUAAAUCUGUUAUGGACAAACAUCGUGAUUGCUUAAACACCAGCUAUGGCUAUAGUGUUGCCUCGGAUACCUGGGAUUUCCUUAACAAGCAACAGCGCUUUCUAAAGAAGCCUUUAUUUCAUCUGACCUCCAUGUGUCUGGGUCCUUUUUAUCAUGUGUUUCCUUUAAAAAAGGAUUCAUAUCUAAUGCAGCCAUUAAAGGAUUUCAUAUUGGCUGUCUCCCAAACCGGUUACAUAUUCUUUUGGGAGGAUGAGGCCUUCGAUGAUGCCUUGUUUUUGGGUUAUGUUCAAAUGUUUAAGAAUGAUCAAGGAUUUUCUGCCUUGUCCAUUAAUUUUUUCCGUUCGAUUUGUUAUGUCUGGUUGUUUGGUUUGCUGCUGGCUACAGUAACAUUUAUGUUGGAAGUUAAGCGUGUGUCUAUGGAGUUAAGGCGAAUCGAAGGCAAAUCGAAGGCCAUCGGACCAUCAACGCUGCCAGAACAUCCCAGAUCAUCUUCUGCCUUGUCAUUGCAUAUUCUACACUAG